Aedes albopictus (Asian tiger mosquito) is the source of this 1147-nucleotide messenger RNA. RefSeq names its product seminal metalloprotease 1. Gene Ontology annotation, molecular function: zinc ion binding; metalloendopeptidase activity. The transcript is spliced from 3 exons. Gene Ontology annotation, biological process: proteolysis. NCBI's taxonomy places the organism in Eukaryota, Metazoa, Arthropoda, Insecta, Diptera, Culicidae. The coding region runs from base 216 to 1028 and encodes 270 amino acids. The record is from RefSeq and is a predicted model, not a curated record.
GUUUAUCGCAGAAAGCGUGGUGUUUUGAACCACUUUCCCCUAUGGCAAAACCUGAUUUCAAUUUCGCUCACACAUAAUUAAUUCGUCAUACACUUAAUCCACGCGCUCGGGGUCGAUAGCGACCAACGACAAGUACAAAGCAUAUCUUAAUUUGCAGCAAACCUUAGCAGUUACCAAAGUGUUUAGAAUUUCUAUUUUGAACGCAUCUAUACAAGAUGCGUGUGCUCUGUGCUUCAGUAUUAGUUAUUUCACUUGUGAUUUUUUGCAAUGGUGCACCUCAAUUACGAAUAUCCGAAAACACUCCGGAAAAUAUUGCCCGCUUGCAGAACCUCAAGCCCGGUGAGCUCGCGGAAGAGCUAAGCGGCCAAUUUGAAGGGGACAUCAUCCUCACCGAAGAGCAAUACGCGGAAGUGUCUCAGCGGAAUGGAAUGGUAGACGAGAGUUUCCGGUGGCCUUUGAACACUGUGUUCUACGAAAUUCAAGAGUUUUGGUACACCGAAGACCAGUUGCAGUAUAUUUUGGAAGGCAUGAGGACAAUUGAACAAGCAACCUGUAUCCGGUUCCUGCCACGUGGACCCAACAAUCAAGACUACGUCCUAAUCAACGGUUGGGAUUGGGGAUGCUCGGCUAAUGUGGGACGCAUCGGAGGAGCUCAGAUCAUUAACCUUCAACCUUAUCGGGUGGGCACUGGGUGCUUCCAGAUGGGAACCAUUGUGCACGAGCUAAUCCACAGCCUGGGCUUCUGGCACAUGCAGAGCACCUACAAUCGAGAUGACUACGUGGAAAUAGUUUGGGAGAAUAUCCAAGCCGGAUCGGAAAAGAAUUUUCGUCUGUUGGACUCGGAUUCUGCUAGUAACUUUGGCACUAUUUACGACUAUGGAAGUGUGAUGCACUAUAGUUCGACGGCGUUCAGCAUCAAUGGGGAGAAGACAAUUGUGGCCCGACUUGAUACCGACGAAGUAAUGGGUCAACGGGAAGGAAUGAGUGAAUCGGAUAUUUUGAAAAUCAAUAGGAUGUACAACUGUUGAACUCCAGGAGGGGGAAGAAAGCACCUCUCUCACUACCUGGAAAUGUAACGAAUCGCACAAUCAGGAACAAUAUGGAGCAAAAUUGUAAUAAUAAAAAAAAUAUGGAAGAACAGAUUUAC